AUGAGCAGCGGAAUAAAUUCAUUUAGGAUAAGAUUAGAUAAAUUAACUGGUAAUUACCAUCCUGGAGAAAAAAUUACUGGAGAAGUUAUUAUUGAUUUGUAUAAAGAAAAAAUAGUUAAAGCCCUUAAAUUGCUAGUUAAAGGAGAAUGUGAUAUUGCAUGGACGGAAGUUAAUAAUCAGGAUAAUUCAUUCGCAGCCAAAGAAAAAUAUAUUGAAAGUUACAUUAUCCUUCGGAGAUCGGAAAAUAACGACAGAGUUAAAAUCAACGAAGGGCACAAUGUAUUUCCCUUUGACUUUACUUUACCUUACAAUAUUCCAAGCACCUUUAAGCAUGAUUGUGCUGAAAUAAAGUACAAUCUUAUUGCAAUAAUGGAAAGACCUUGGAAAUUCAAUCAUGAAGUUGAAAAAUCAUUCCGAGUUGAACGAUUAUUACCAAUAACCGAGACUUAUUUGUUAGGAAUCGACGAAACUGAUUUGGAAAAUUUCUCAUGCUGGAUACCUUGCUUUAAUAAAGGACAUAUGAGAUAUCGUAUUCGAUUACCUGCUACUGGCUUUGCUUGUGGUGAACGUAUCUCAUUUAUGAUAAAUAUCGACAAUAAAUUAUCAUCUGUUAAUAUAACAUCAAUAUCGUUACUUUUAAUUCAGAAACUUAAAUUCACGAAUCGAGAACCGUUAAACAAUAUUAAAACUCAAACAAAUAUUAUACAACGAGUCACCAAACGAGGACCAUUCCAAAAAAUAAGUGCCUCGUUGUUAGAAAUGGAUGUUCAAAAGUUACCUUUAUCACACUGCCAAUUUUGCAAUUAUAUUGAUAUAAAAUACCUGCUUCAUGCCAUCAUUACUGUGUCUGGAUGUCACAGAGCAAUUCAAAAGACAUAUGAAAUAGUUAUUGGGACGAAAGAUUUACCAGAUACACCAGUUUCUACGAGAGAAAUUUUAAAUAGCAACUGUGCGACCGCUCCUUUAGAAUCACCUUAUUCCACUCUACCAACUGAGUUAACUACUGUAGUACGCUGGUCUCCUAAAGUAUUUAAGUUUAACUCCAAAGAUUUCUUCGGGCAUGACUUGUAUUUUCGUGAAGAUAUUUGUUUAUUUGGAGAAAUUGGUGUAAAUGUUAUCGAACUACCCUCUGGACAUCAUGUUUAUCCAUUUUCAUACGUUCUCCCCGAAAAUAUUCCCAACAGCUUUGAACACAGUAUCGGCUAUGUAAAAUACUCAAUAAAAGCAAUAAUGAACAAACCUUGGAGUGAUUAUAAAACGUCGAAAAUUUUUACUGUAGUAUCUCCAUCCGGAACGCAGUCAGAAGAAUGCGCAUCGGGCAUCAUUGAUCAUAAAUACAUCAAGAAUUAUUCUUGUAUUUUCCCUUCUAUCAGUAACGGCAGCUUAAAUUACCGAAUUCAACUGCCGAAAGUAAUGUACUCGUUAGGUGAAAAUAUUCAAGCGAUUGUACAUCUUAACAAUAAGUCAAAUUCCGUUCAAGUUACUGAAAUUGAAAUGAGUCUAGUACAGGAAUUAAAAUUUUAUGCGAGGAUACCUUAUGAAAAAUCAAUGUUUAAAAUAAAUUUAAUAAAAAGUACCUCACAAACAGGACCAUUUGAUAAAAAAAGUAAUGUAACAAUAAAUAUGCGGGUACCAUUCAUCACUCCUUCGAAACUACACCAUUGUAAGCUUAUCGAUAUUAGUUAUCAAAUUUACAUUUUCAUUCAUAUUUCUGGACUCCAUCGAAAGAUUAAAAAGAGUUAUAAUAUUUUUAUUGGAAAAAAUCUUUCUGCUCAACAACCUUCACUAAAUUCUGAUUUAUGUGGAGCUUUAUCAAAUGAUCCAUAUAUAACUUCUGCUGGAUGUAAUUUAGAAGAAACUUUGCCGUACUCUGACUAUCCAGCUCAACCAGUUAAUUCAACUCAAUAUCCCUUGAGAAAUAAUCAAAAUAUAAUCUACGAUGACCAAAUAGAUGUUCAGUACCCCUCAUCGAGCAGUACUCCUUACCUAGCACGAGCAAGUCCACAAAGGUUUUUACCGCGUAAUAAUAAUAAUAGUCCUUUUUCUUCUCAACCUGAUUCGGAACGUCAAUAUCGACCAUCAGUAAUAAAUCCAAUAAAAACUAAUGACAUUGGAUGUCUUCACAGUAGUGAAAAAUUUCCAACGCGUCAAAGUCCUCAGUGGCCGACACAGUUUGGCGAGACUCAGUAUCUACAAACUACAAUUACAAGUGAUUUUACAUCUAAUUAUUGUAUUCCACCAUCGUAUGAAACUGCAAUGACUCUUUUGUAG
Cotesia congregata is the source of this 2271-nucleotide messenger RNA. The record is from the annotation of a GenBank genome assembly. Lineage: Eukaryota; Metazoa; Arthropoda; Insecta; Hymenoptera; Braconidae.